Lipotes vexillifer (Yangtze River dolphin) is the source of this 1932-nucleotide messenger RNA. It is a transcript of the gene WDR76, whose product is annotated as WD repeat domain 76. NCBI's taxonomy places the organism in Eukaryota, Metazoa, Chordata, Mammalia, Artiodactyla, Lipotidae. Gene Ontology annotation, cellular component: nucleus. Gene Ontology annotation, biological process: regulation of DNA damage checkpoint. The record is from RefSeq and is a predicted model, not a curated record. The transcript has 13 exons. Gene Ontology annotation, molecular function: DNA binding; protein binding.
AUGUCUGGGUCGCGCGCGGAGGCCGAGGAGAAGGUGGGCUCCAGACAGCGACUCCAGGUGAAUGAAUAUAAGGAAAACCAAAACAUCGCUUAUGUGUCUCUGAGACCGGUACAGACUACAGUUUUAGGAAAAACAGCUAAGGUGUAUCUUGUUCCCUUUUCACUCAGUAGCUACAAGCCAGAUCAAUUUAAGCGCCCCAAAUCCCUAUUAGAUAAGAAUUCUAACAAUGAGGUGGCAUGUAAGAAAUGUAAGAAGGCUGAAAUAAAGAAAACUUGCAGAAGGAUUUUAACUCCAAAGAUGGAAGCCACAUCUUCCAAGGCAGAAUCCACUCUGCAAAAAUCAUCCUUAGAUGUUCAUGCUGAAAGUAACAAGUGGCAAUACAAGAGCACUUCAGAUACAGUGAUUCUCAGUGCUGAUACAGAAAGCAGCCAGGAUGGAGACAGUGAUGAAGGUACCACACCAGGCAUGGAUGAUUUUUCAGGAUUGUCACCAUACGAAAAGAAGAGACUGAAGAACAUAUCAGAAAAUGCAAACUUUUUUGCUUCUCUUCAGUUGUCUGAGUCAGCUGCAAGACUCCGUGAAAUGAUAAAGAAGAGACAGCCUCCUGAAUCCAAAAGAAAGAAGCCUAAGAAGAAAGAAAAUGAGACUGGAUGUAGAAGGUCAAUGCGAUUACUAAAAGUUGAUCCUUCAGGAGUUUCAUUACCAGCAACUCCAACCCAGCCAAUAUUAGUAGCAGAUGAAAAUCCUUUGUUACCUCCUGGGCCUUUAGAAAUGACUUCUGAAAAUCGAGAUGAUAACAGUGAACUAUUUAAAGGAUUUCUGCAGACUUGGGCAGAAGUGAGCAAGACAAGAAGUAAAAACACUGAGAAGGAGUUAUCUAGCAUUAAAAGCUACAAAGCCAAUUUAAAUGGCAUGAUCAUUAGUGAAGAUACUGUUUAUAAAGUUACCAAAGGCCCAAUAUUCUCAAUGGCUCUCCACCCAUCAGAAAUUAGAACUUUGGUGGCAGCUGGGGCCAGAUCUGGACAAGUUGGGCUUUGGGAUUUGACUCACCAACCUAAAGAAGAUGGAGUUUACAUUUUUCAACCCCACAGUCAACCAGUUAGCUGUCUUUACUUCUCGCCUGCCAAUCCAGCUCACCUGCUGUCACUAAGCUAUGAUGGCACAUUACGCUGUGGGGAUUUUUCCAGAGCUGUUUUUGAGGAGGUAUAUAGAGAUGAAAGAAGUAGCUUUUCCUCCUUUGACUUCUUGGCAGAAGACGCCUCCACUUUCAUAGUAGGUCACUGGGAUGGAAGUAUGUCACUAGUGGAUAGGCGGACACCUGGAACUUCUUGUGAGAAACUUAUCAAUUCUUCUUUGAGCAAAAUAAGAACUGUACAUGUCCACCCAGUGCAUAGACAGUAUUUUAUCACUGCGGGAUUAAGGGAUAUUCAUAUUUAUGAUGCAAGGUGCCUGAACUCCAGUAGAAUCAAGCCUUUGAUUUCUUUGACUGAACACACAAAGAGCAUUGCUUCUGCCUAUUUUUCACCUCUUACUGGUAACAGAGUGGUAACCACAUGUGCUGAUUGUAAGCUGAGAAUCUUUGACAGCAGCUGUAUAUCCUCGAAGAUUCCUCUUCUCACCACCAUCAGGCAUAACACCAUUACUGGGAGAUGGCUGACCAGGUUCCAAGCUGUGUGGGACCCUAAACAAGAAGACUGUAUCAUAGUCGGCAGCAUGGCCCAUCCACGGCGAGUGGAAAUCUUCCAUGAGAGAGGAAAGUGGGUGCACUCUUUUCUUGGUGGAGAAUGUCUUGCCUCUGUGUGUUCCAUCAACGCUAUGCACCCAACUCGGUAUAUUUUGGCUGGAGGUAACUCCAGUGGGAGGAUACAUGUUUUUAUGAAUUAAGAAAGUUGCAGAGUUUUUGGUUUGACAACACUGAUUUGUUCAAAUUAA